Parasteatoda tepidariorum (common house spider) is the source of this 4102-nucleotide messenger RNA. Its product is annotated as L-asparaginase. The record is from RefSeq and is a predicted model, not a curated record. Lineage: Eukaryota; Metazoa; Arthropoda; Arachnida; Araneae; Theridiidae. Gene Ontology annotation, biological process: amino acid metabolic process. Gene Ontology annotation, molecular function: asparaginase activity; protein binding.
AAUAUUUUACUCGUUUACAAAAUUACACAUAAUAUUGCUAGGUGGCGUUUAAUUCUUUAUUUUUCCAGGAACCCACCGUAGCCUUAUGCAAAGACUCUUUUUUCAAUCGGGCUUUUUAGCGCCAAAGGAUACAAGCGCAUUGAAAAUCUUCUUGUCCUUCCGAACAUCGCUCGAAAUUCGGUCUGUUGUCGGUGUGUAGUUCUGUUUUCCACUGAGAAAGUGGUCAGUGAGGUUGCAGAUAUUUCGUUGUUUAUUUUGUUAUACGUAUAAUUAUUAUUUGCAGUCUUAUUUAUGACUCUAAAAUAGUUAUUCAAGUUGUAAGGAAUUAUUUUUAACUAAAAAAUUGGAAGACUGUUGCAAGAUGAUUUCUGCAAAUAUAGAUUUCGAUGGUGAAACUACAAGUAGUUCUAACCCAAAAGAAAGCUUUCAAAAUAAGGAAGCAUCAUUUUUACAAAAUCUUGUCCACAGUAAACCUAUGAAGAAAAGCAAUUCUCUUCACAAAAUAAAAGCAGAAAACAAUUUCACCAAAGUUCUUGUUCUCUAUACUGGUGGAACUAUUGGAAUGAUGCGUACUGAAGAAAACGUUUAUGUUCCUGAACCAUGUGUUAUGGGCCAAAAAGUUAAAACAUAUCCUCAACUUAAUGAUUUGAAUGGGGCUACUGAAUAUCACAUUCAGUAUCCCGAAGAAGAUGUAUUAGUUCUUCCGGAUACUGGUGAGUCUUCCAGAGUUGUUUAUACAGUCCAAGAAUAUAAUCCUUUAUUAGAUUCUUCAAAUAUGACUAUGGAUGAUUGGAUUAGAAUAGCAAUGGAUAUUAAGGAAGCAUAUGAGGCUUUUAGUGGAUUUGUUGUUUUACAUGGAACAGACACAAUGGCAUAUACUGCUUCUGCAUUGUCAUUUAUGUUAGAAAAUUUAGGAAAGACAGUAGUUAUUACUGGCUCCCAGAUACCUCUCUAUGAAGCUAGAAGUGAUGGUCGUGAUAAUCUUAUGAAUGCACUUAUCAUUGCUGGAAAUUAUUGUAUUCCUGAGGUAACAAUUUUAUUCAAUAACAAACUGUUUAGAGGAAACAGAACAAGUAAAAUUAGUACAUCUAGUCUUGAUGCCUUUAGUUCUCCUAAUUUACCUCCUCUUGCCAAAAUGGGAAUUGGAAUUCAUGUGGAAUGGAGAAAUAUUUUCCGCCCAUCAAGUAUUGAAAAGUUCAGUGUGCACAAUGUAUUAAAUCGAAAUGUUGGAUUGUUGAGAUUAUUUCCUAGCAUAACUGUUGAAGUGGUUAGGGCAUUUUUAAGUCCACCUAUAGAAGGAGUUGUGUUGCAGACUUAUGGUGCUGGAAAUGGUCCCUCACAAAGGAAGGACCUUUUUGAUGAACUAAAACGGGCUCAUAGAAGAGGUGUGAUUAUUGUUAAUUGUACUCAAUGUUCAUUAGGUCAAGUGGAUCCAUCAUAUGAAACUGGAAGUGCAUUUGUUGACGUAGGAGUCGUUCCAGGGUCCGAUAUGACUCCAGAAGCAGCAUUGACAAAACUUAGUUAUGUUUUGAGUAAAAAAGAGUGGUCAAUUCAAACUAAGCGUAAUAUGAUGAAAACAAACUUGCGUGGUGAACUUACCAUUUACAAGGAAAUGAAAUUUGAAGAUUUGGAUGUUGUUACUGCUGUGAUUAGAACAUUACGGUUGUCAUCUUCUGAGGAAGUUGAUGCUUUAAGAGAUGCGCUUUCUCCUGCUAUCUUAUGUAGCAUAGUGUCUGAUGGUAAUCUUGAGAAGUUAGAAAUUAUGAGACAGUUUGGAGCAUACCUUUCUGCAUGUGAUUAUGAUUACAGAACUCCAUUGCAUAUUGCUUGUGCUGAUGGCAAUAUAAGCAUUGUAGAAUACUUACUAAAGCAUGGAGCUAGUGUUCAUAUGCGGGAUCGAGAACACAGAACUCCCUUAAUGAAUGCAGUUGAAAAUGAUCAUCACGAAGUUAUUGAAUUAGUUAUUAAAGCUGGUGGCUACCUAAAUUUACCUUCUACCACAGUAGGAGAAAUGUUAUGUCGUGCAGCCAAAGAAAAUAAUUUACGCCGACUUGAAUCACUUCGGCUUGCUGGGGCAGAUUUAAAUGAACUAGACUUCACAAAAAGGUCUGCUCUUCACUAUGCUACUGAAAUGAAUUUUGAAGAAGCAGUUUCAUUUUUGCUACAAUACUCUGUUGAUGUUUCUGUUCAAGAUUUAUAUGGUAAUACAUGUGUUGAUGUUGCAAAAAUACUGAAACAUAAUAAGAUUCUAGAUAUAUUUGAGAAGCAUGUUAAUAUUUGAUCUGCCUCUUAAUGACUAUAGUUUUGUCUCUAGUCAGAAAAUGCUAAAAGCGUCUUUCAUUUACCAGUUUUGAAUUAUUACUAAAUAGCAUAUGCUAUGCCAGUUUUGUAGAAAAUAUGACAGGCUUAAUUGCCAUUCACACUGCAUGCAAAAAAUUCGUAUAUUCGAAGUGGGAGAUGCAAACGAAAACCUGAUUAAUGAAAUAAGUUUACUCAGGAAAAACUCACCAAUCAGGUUUUUGUUCGCAUCUCCAAAUUUGCAUAGGCGAUUUUUAACAUGGUGUGUGAAUGCUCCCUUACACCCCUUUGCUGUGAGGGAAAUCAGCAUAUUAUAUUACUCUAUAGGGACAAUCUGUACCAAAGAUUUAUUUUGAAAACUUGUUUUUGUUUGCUUAUUUUGUUGAAAUUUGUCUAUUAUAUGUCUUUUAACUCCAGUUGUUAGUGUUACACUUUUUUAAUUAGUUUAUUUUUAUGCAUUUUUGAUUGAGUAUUUUUAAACUCUAGUAAUUUACCUUGAGAAUCUGAGGGUCAAUCAAAAUGAUUUAUAAACUAGCCAAUCAGGUUUUUGUUCGCAUCUCCAUAUUUGCAUAUGCUUCCUUACACCCCUUUGCUAUGAGUGAAAUCGGCAUAUUAUAUUCUUUAUAGGGACAAUCUGAACCAAAGAUUUAUUUUGAAAACUUGUUUUUGUUUGCUUAUUUUGUUGAAAUUUGUCUAUUAUAUGUCUUUUAACCUCAGUUAUUAGUGUUACAUUUUUUUAAUUAGUUUAUUUUUAUGCGUUUUUGCUUGAGUAUUUUUAGACUAAAGAAAUUUACCUUUAGAAUCUGAGGAUCAAUCUAAAUGAUUUAUAAAAAAGUUUUUGCUUUCAAUGCAUUUGCUAUAUUUUAUUAUAUCUCAUCUUUUUCUCCCUAUUCUAAGCAUCAUGAUUCCCCCCCCCCAAAAAAAAAAUAUAUUGAACACAUGAGUAGCUACAAUAGUACUUCCUGUUAAGGACAAUUCCAAAAAGAGACACCCUCUAUUGAAGGAACAAAAUACUCUUUAUUAAUUUAUAUCUCCCUUUUGAUGACUGGUGCUUCUGAGGAAAGAAAAACAAUACAUUAGAAAAAAAGCAUGACAUGGUGCAAUUAAGAGGAAUAUCUCAUUCAAAGAAUUGUGAGUAUGCAUAACCACCCAGGAACUGCCUUUGUGGGUUAUAGGGAUCAAUUAGUAAAAACAGCGGUCAAAAUUCAAAUGACUAGUCCAUCUGAUGAAAAUGAUUGGUUGCUAGUACUAAAGAACAUUCCAACGUGCAUAUUGUGAAAAUUUCUAACAUUCUUAGUUCUUGCGUGGGCUGUGAUGUAGUGUGAAGGUUGUGAAGUGUAGUUUUAGUUCAAGUGAUUUUAAUACAGAAGUUUGAAAUAAGUAAAAAUGAAGUAUGUAAUAUGUUAAAGAAUACAGAAGAAUUUAAAAAAACAUUAUUACUUAAUCAAAAAAGGAAUAAAUCGUAAUAAACGUGUUCUUUAUUAGGAGGUUCUACUGUAUUUGCUUGACAAUGAAAAAACCUGAUUUUCUUUUUUUUUAAGCCUAUCUUUCAUACUGAAUUUUUAAGCUCAAUCACUUAACAAAAAAUAAUGUAUUUAGAAUAAGAUAUUCAUAUAAAAUUUAUAAAAAUCUCUAUUGAAAUUUUAAUUUUGAAACUUAUAAAUUGAACAGAAUUAAUCAAAUAAAUCCUUUGUAGUUGUAUCCAAUUUAUAUAUAAGUUGCACUCUGAUCUGAAUUAAUUUUUGUUGGACAAACAUAAUAUGUAAGAUGAUGAAUGAAAAAUAAAACUAUUCUUUUUCGAAGA